This is a messenger RNA of Cynocephalus volans (Philippine flying lemur), 7408 nucleotides long. It is a transcript of the gene ZMIZ1, whose product is annotated as zinc finger MIZ-type containing 1. The record is from RefSeq and is a predicted model, not a curated record. Gene Ontology annotation, biological process: regulation of transcription by RNA polymerase II; protein sumoylation. Lineage: Eukaryota; Metazoa; Chordata; Mammalia; Dermoptera; Cynocephalidae. The transcript has 25 exons. The coding region runs from base 513 to 3734 and encodes 1073 amino acids. Gene Ontology annotation, molecular function: SUMO ligase activity; zinc ion binding. Gene Ontology annotation, cellular component: chromatin.
GCGCGCUGACCCCAGCCCCGGCCGGCGCCGGAGCAGGAGCCGCAGCGGAGCCGAGCGGACCUCGGCGCCCUCGCUGCGCUCCUCCCGACCCCAGCCGGCCCUACCCGGUGGUGGCGGCGGCGCGUCCUCCAGCGGCGGCAGCGGCGCUCGCAGCGCCGGGAUUUGCAGCGGCUGUGCUCUGAUAUAAUAGAGCUGCUAGGACCAACGCCGUCCCCCACCCCGCAGCCUCCUCUCCCCUGACUCUCAGCAGCCUUGAAUCCUGGUCUGGGUCGGCAAAGGCCUCGGCAGGAGGAAGAGGAGGAGGCCUGCCGGCAUCAGACCAAUGCUGGAAGGGGUGUGAGGAGAGGAACCGCCACCCAUCUCCGAGCUGCCAGACCCGGAAGGAGUAUGGAGCUGGAGUGAAGUGGAGGGCCACGGGCUGCUGACAGGCACGUGGGUCACUGGUGGCUCACGGAUCACUGAGGCUGGACAACGUUCAUGGCUCUCGGGUAGAACCCAGCGAAACGGCCAGAAUGAAUUCUAUGGACAGGCACAUCCAGCAGACCAAUGACCGCCUGCAGUGCAUCAAGCAGCACUUACAGAAUCCCGCCAACUUCCACAAUGCCGCCACAGAGCUGCUGGACUGGUGUGGAGACCCGCGAGCCUUCCAGCGGCCCUUCGAGCAGAGCCUGAUGGGCUGUUUGACAGUGGUCAGUCGGGUGGCAGCCCAACAAGGGUUCGACCUGGACCUCGGCUACAGACUGCUGGCUGUGUGCGCUGCAAACCGGGACAAGUUCACUCCAAAGUCUGCCGCCCUGCUGUCCUCCUGGUGUGAGGAGCUCGGCCGCCUGCUGCUGCUCCGACAUCAGAAGAGCCGCCAGAACGACCCCCCUGGGAAACUCCCCAUGCAGCCCCCCCUCAACUCCAUGAGCUCCAUGAAACCCACUCUGUCGCACAGUGAUGGGUCGUUCCCCUAUGACUCUGUCCCUUGGCAGCAGAACACCAACCAGCCUCCCGGCUCCCUCUCCGUGGUCACCACGGUUUGGGGAGUGACCAACACAUCCCAGAGCCAGGUCCUCGGGAACCCUAUGGCCAAUGCCAGCAACCCCAUGAAUCCAGGCGGCAACCCCAUGGCCUCGGGCAUGACCACCAGCAACCCCGGCCUCAGCUCCCCGCAGUUCGCUGGGCAGCAGCAGCAGUUCUCGGCCAAGGCCGGCCCCGCUCAGCCCUACAUCCAGCAGAAUAUGUAUGGCCGGCCCAACUACCCCGGCAGCGGGGGCUUCGGGGCCAGUUACCCUGGCGGUCCUAAUGCUCCCGCAGGCAUGGGCAUCCCUCCGCACACCAGGCCACCUGCUGACUUCACUCAGCCGGCAGCCGCUGCCGCAGCAGCUGCAGUGGCGGCGGCAGCAGCCACAGCCACAGCCACAGCCACAGCCACUGUGGCAGCCUUGCAGGAGACGCAGAACAAGGAUAUAAACCAGUAUGGACCGGUCUGUUCCUCUUUCCAGAUGGGUCCCACCCAGGCGUAUAACAGCCAGUUCAUGAACCAGCCCGGGCCGCGGGGGCCUGCCUCCAUGGGGGCCGGCAUGAACCCUGCAAGCAUGGCGGCUGGCAUGACGCCCUCGGGGAUGAGUGGCCCGCCCAUGGGCAUGAGCCAGCCCCGGCCGCCCGGCAUCAGCCCCUUCGGCACACACGGGCAGCGGAUGCCCCAGCAGACCUACCCGGGCCCCCGGCCCCAGUCCCUUCCCAUUCAGAGCAUAAAGAGGCCCUACCCUGGAGAGCCCAACUAUGGAAACCAGCAAUAUGGACCAAACAGCCAGUUCCCCACCCAGCCAGGCCAGUACCCCACCCCCAAUCCCCCGAGGCCACUCACCUCUCCCAACUACCCCGGGCAAAGGAUGCCAAGCCAGCCGAGCACCGGGCAGUACCCACCACCCACGGUCAACAUGGGACAGUAUUACAAGCCAGAACAGUUUAAUGGACAAAAUAACACCUUCUCGGGAAGCAGCUACAGUAACUACAGCCAAGGAAACGUCACUAGGCCUCCCAGGCCGGUUCCUGUGGCAAAUUACCCUCACUCACCUGUUCCAGGGAAUCCCACACCUCCCAUGACCCCUGGGAGCAGCAUCCCCCCUUACCUAUCUCCCAGCCAAGACGUCAAGCCACCCUUCCCGCCUGACAUCAAACCAAAUAUGAGCACUCUGCCGCCACCCCCAGCCAACCACAGCGACGAGCUGCGGCUCACGUUCCCCGUGCGGGACGGUGUGGUGCUGGAGCCAUUCCGCCUAGAGCACAACCUGGCUGUCAGCAACCACGUGUUUCACCUGCGACCCACGGUUCACCAGACGCUGAUGUGGAGGUCUGACCUGGAGCUGCAGUUCAAGUGCUACCACCAUGAGGACAGGCAGAUGAACACCAACUGGCCGGCCUCGGUGCAGGUCAGCGUGAACGCCACGCCCCUCACCAUCGAGCGCGGCGACAACAAGACCUCACACAAGCCCCUGCACCUGAAGCACGUGUGCCAGCCGGGCCGCAACACCAUCCAGAUCACCGUCACAGCCUGCUGCUGCUCCCACCUCUUCGUGCUGCAGCUGGUGCACCGGCCGUCCGUCCGCUCCGUGCUGCAAGGCCUCCUCAAGAAGCGCCUCCUGCCCGCAGAGCACUGUAUCACGAAAAUCAAGCGGAACUUCAGCAGUGUGGCUGCCUCGUCAGGCAACACAACCCUCAACGGGGAGGACGGCGUGGAGCAGACGGCUAUCAAGGUGUCUCUGAAAUGCCCCAUCACAUUCCGGCGCAUCCAGCUCCCUGCCCGAGGCCACGAUUGCAAACACGUCCAGUGCUUUGACCUGGAGUCAUACCUGCAGCUGAAUUGUGAGAGAGGGACCUGGAGGUGUCCUGUGUGCAAUAAAACCGCUCUGCUGGAGGGCCUAGAGGUGGAUCAGUACAUGUGGGGGAUCCUGAAUGCCAUCCAACACUCCGAGUUUGAAGAGGUCACCAUCGACCCCACGUGCAGCUGGCGGCCAGUGCCCAUCAAGUCGGACCUACACAUUAAGGAUGACCCCGACGGCAUCCCCUCCAAGCGUUUCAAGACCAUGAGUCCCAGCCAGAUGAUCAUGCCCAAUGUCAUGGAGAUGAUCGCAGCCCUGGGCCCCGGCCCAUCCCCCUACCCGCUCCCACCUCCACCUGGGGGCACCAACUCCAGUGACUACAGCAGCCAAGGCAACAACUACCAGGGCCAUGGCAACUUUGACUUCCCCCACGGAAACCCAGGUGGGACGUCCAUGAACGACUUCAUGCAUGGGCCCCCCCAGCUCUCCCACCCCCCAGACAUGCCCAACAACAUGGCAGCCCUCGAGAAGCCCCUCAGUCACCCCAUGCAGGAAACUAUGCCACACGCUGGCAGCUCUGACCAGCCCCAUCCCUCCAUACAACAAGGUUUGCACGUACCACACCCCAGCAGCCAGUCAGGGCCUCCAUUACAUCACAGUGGGGCUCCUCCUCCUCCUCCUUCCCAGCCUCCCCGGCCGCCGCCACAGGCCGCUCCCAGCAGCCAUCCACACAGCGACCUGACCUUUAACCCCUCCUCAGCCUUAGAGGGUCAGGCCGGAGCGCAGGGAGCGUCCGACAUGCCGGAGCCUUCGCUGGAUCUCCUCCCGGAACUCACAAAUCCUGAUGAGCUCCUCUCAUACCUGGACCCCCCUGACCUGCCGAGCAAUAGUAAUGAUGACCUCCUGUCUCUAUUUGAGAACAACUGAACGCCACCCUCCGUCGGGGCCAUCCCUCCCACUCUGCCUCCUGCCCUACUGCCCCACACACUUUUCCACCAGGGAGCCUGUGCCCUCAGACCACCCCUCACCUGGAACCCCAGGCUCAGGGGGUAGGAAGCCUUCCCCUGCUGCAGCCUUCUCAGAGCAGAGGGGGCAGGGAGGGGGCCUGCGUCCCGCUCGUGCACUCUGGGCUUGGGCCCAGGCUCAGAACAGGCCCUGAAGACGACCCUCCUGAGGGGAAUGGCCCAGUGAGAGGGCACGCACUGUUGGUGGCUCCCGGUCCCUCCGCGUAUGUUGAUUCCAGACAGCCUUCCAGUGCCCCCAAGGUUCUUCCAUUUUCUAAACUGUAGCCCUGCCUCCUGCCGAGAGCCUCCUUCAAGUGACUGUGGAGCCUGAGAGAGGGCCCCCUCAAACCCAGGUGGGCCCCAAACCUUGGAGGAGCAGUGGCAGUUGGUGGUGGUGAAGCCCGCCUGCCCACCACCCACCACAGAAAAGCACAAACCUCUGGGAGAGAACAUCUCUUGGUCCAAGGGUCGCCAUUUUGACCCUUGACCUCUAAACCAAGAUACCCUGUUAAUGCUCUCUCGGAAAGCAGAGGAAAAGGACAAGAUCCUGUGUUUGAGAGAGGGUAUGCCAUUCCCUCUGGGAGACUGGUGGAAAGAGGGGGUCAGGGCCUCCCAGAGCCAGGACGACACCUCGGAUGGCUCUGCAACCUUCAGGCUCAGACCAGGGCCCAGCCUUGACGGCAGCAAGAGAAGAGCACGAGCGUGCGCCCAGCCAAGAUGAUCGUGCCCUCAGUAGGGGCAGGGGGUGCCGGGCCGAGUCGAACAGGAGCAGCAACUUACAGCUGCUCCAAGCCACUCCCUGUUUUUAAACAACAAUUUAAAGCUAUGAAGUCACGUGGAGAAAAGGAACGUUGCACUCGGACAGCAAGGAAACCAUUUCUCUCCAUGUGUCUGUUCCUUCCUCGUGCUCCCUUCUGCCUCUCCAAGACUGUUCCAUGGGACACCCGCUUCCCUCUGUGUCCUGGUUCUUGUGUGUCCAGCCAGACAGGCAGGGGGCACUUGGAAGGGGGUGGGGUGCUCAGCAGCAGGAGCCAAGGGCUGCCAUGUGUCCAGUCUCUGUCUGUCCUUGUGCUCAAGGCUGUGCCGGCUGGCUGCAACCCAGGCUUUCACCACACGUGCCAGGACGUGCUUGCAGGCACCACGUGGUGUUUCUUUGGCUGCCUCCCCUACCCUCUGGGUCCCCACCAGCAAAAGCUCCUCCCACACUCCUGCCUCACCCAAGCAAAAGCAGCCUCUGGCCCCGCUCCACUGCUUCACUCCAUCUAGCUUAGUGCUCCCCAGGGUCUUCCUAGGAGCUUGUGCGUCUGUUUCGUUUGAGGCCCAUCUCUGCCCCCCUAAGCCGCAUGGCCUGUGGUGAUGCUGGGUUGUCUGCUCACUUGGGUCCCGUCUAAGUCCUUUGCGCCCUUCCCUGCUGCUGCCCGGCACCCUGGCCUGCUCUCUCGUCCACAUCGGUGAUCUCUAUGGCAGUCUCUCUCCCCGUCUCCCCUUUGGUGGGUGGUCCCCAGCACUCCUGUGUGGAUUUUACCAGAAAGGUGGCCCCUGCUGUUGACUUCCAGCCAUUGUACCAGAUGGCACAAGGUUUUCUGUAGGAAAGCUGCCAUUCCUCCCCACCCUUUUUUUUCCUUUGUCCUGUUGUCAAGUUUUUUGCGAACAGUGUGUUGUUCAGUAUGCAAAUCAAUUAUUUUAAUGAAUCGCUUUUGUAAAUAUCUUUGUGAAUAUUUUAGUAUCGUCUUUGAUAAUAUUCAACAUUUUCAUGACCUGGUUAUAGCCUUUGCUGGUGUUUUUAAAAUACCUUGACUCAACAACAAAGACCGAAUCCUUUUUUUUAAAAAACAAAAACAAAAAAAAGCAACCAGGGCUAUUUGUACAGAUGAAGGGACAAACUGUAUGGGUGGCUGUACUGGAAGUUGGAAGACCAGGCAGCUCACUGUAGAGCCGUCCCCCAGUCGGCUGGGGGUGACAAGACAAUGCCAGGUAGCAUGUGAGCUGUCCUCACACAGUGCCUGUUGCCUCGCAGGCGGCCACGCUCUGUGUCGGACCAUCUGGGAACGUUUAGCUCCAGACAGACUUACGAUGCCUUCCUUAGGAGUUCCUGCUUCCUGCCAUGAUAUUUUGCCCAGAAAGGCCUGGGAUCUACUGUGGUUCUUAUCAGGGAGUGCCCAGACUCUGCUCACAGGCUACACACAGCUUUCUAAUACAUGGGGUCUCGAUGCUCCCUGCGGCCCAGGAUCCUCCCCCAGCCAUCUCUGGGCUCAGUACCUGAGGCUGGUUUCCUGGGUUCCCUCCCAAGCAAGCCUCCACCAGCAAGUUCAAAGAGCUUUCCUUCCAGCUGGCCCUGAACCGUGGUGCCUGAAGCCCACACUCUGGGGACGUCCUUCUAGAGUGAUUUUGGAGCCAGGCCAGGGUGUGAGGGCGAUACAAAGGCAUCCAGGGCAGGAGCAAGCCCCACAUAGUGACAGAUGCACGUAAAGGCAAUAUCCUUAAGCAGGGGCCGUCCUGAGCUCUGGAAAGUUAACUUCCCUGCUCCUUUGAGAUGACUAUUUGGAGCCAUAAGUAACCUCAGCAAAAACGAGGCCUCCAAGCCACUUUUACGUGACAAGCAUCCACGCAGCCCAUAGGCAUGUCUCUGCUGCCACUCCACAAGACGGACAGGGAGCCACCGGGCAGGUGGGAAGGGCCAGGUACAGGCAAUCACCCCCGUCUUCUUGGUUUGAAGCUUUAUCCAUGUCUCAUGUUCCCUGUAGCCAUUUUAUUCUUUAAGAAACUUCUAAUACUUUCUCCCUAAUGGAAGCCCUAACCCUCCCACAGAGAGCUACAGGUCUGCCCCCGACGGGCCUCGGGCCUGACCCGUCCAGACAGGGUAGUGCCAGCAGCAGCAACUCAAGGGACAUGUGUACAUAUGUAAAUGAGAAAUAGAGACAUGUCACCAGAUGCAUUCAUUUCUCUCGGAAUGUGUAUUGUUUUUAUUUUAUGAAACGACAAAAAAAAAAAAAAAAAGGCUUGGAACUCCAUCUUACGUGGAAAAACUAGAUUGUUUGUUAGCGUUUGUGAGUUCCCCACAUUUGUCUCACUCAUGUAAUAUACUCUGACCCUGUGUGGAAAGGAAUUUUUGUUCUGUUUUGUUUUUAUUUUACCUACAUGUACUAUUUAGCUUCAGUGUACUAGUCCUGCCACCUGUGUAUUUUUAGGGUGCUAUGGAAAUAAUGAAAAGAAAUGGGGAUUUCAGAAGAAAAUUGUAACCAGAUUCAUACUUUGUAUAAUUUUUGAUAUCAUGAUCGCAGGUGAUCCACGUGCACACGCACACACGCCCACGUGCAGCCUGAGUAACCCACAGGAACCGUCAUCGUCUUCGUACAUCGUACGCACGAUGCAAUCAUUUCAUACUUUCAACUGGUCAGACAACUCAUUGUGAUUUCUAGUCUUGCAAAGCUGUAUGUAGUCAGAUGAUGUGACAACCUCUAAUAUUUAUCUAAUAAAUAUGUAUUCAGAUGAAACCUGUAUAUUAGGUGUCCAUGUGGUUAUUUUGUAUUUAAAGAUCAAAUUAUUUGACUAUUGCUAGACAUUUCUAUACUCUGUUGUAACACUGAGGUAUCUCAU